AUGGAAUUUACUGAGCGAGGAUCUGGAGAAACUCUCGAGGAAUUCGAACAAAUCGCUAUAGAGGAAGAUGUAAAUGUGCUUAGUGAACCACUCUUUAAUUUCAACUUUAUUUUGGCCUCGAUCACAGUGAUCUCAUCGAUUCUGAUCUUAACUAGCUUGAUCAAUAUUUGGCGUCGGAGAAAAUAUCACCAAGGAGCUUAUUUGGAUGAUAUUCCUAUCAGUGGAGUCAAGUCAGCAAUAAAUAAUGUUAAAAGUAUUCUAGAAUUGUAA
Thelazia callipaeda (thelaziosis nematode) is the source of this 270-nucleotide messenger RNA. The record is from the annotation of a GenBank genome assembly. Lineage: Eukaryota; Metazoa; Nematoda; Chromadorea; Rhabditida; Thelaziidae.